UUUGCUAUUAUUUUUGUUUUAAUCGUCGUGGAACAAUUUUUCGAAACUCACUUUGAUCCGCAGCGACGAAUGAUUCGGCAACGAAAAAAAAUUGCCAACUUUUCGCAACUUUUGCAUCGCUUUCGCGCGCAUGCACACACACGCGCGCGUGCACGCGUGAGAAACAUGUAUAUCUCUCUCUCUAGCAGUUUAAUACGGUUUCUAUCUGGCUAAACUCAACUCGUAGAUCAACGUUAUUGCCGGUCGACAAGUUUGACUGAAAUAAGCGAAUUGGAUUGGCGAGUGCCAGCCAAUUUUCGCGAUCGUGCAAGAUUUCGCGAAAGAAACGCCAAGCCCGUAUUAAUUUUGGUUUGAAACGUGCACCUUACGAUCGCAUUGCUCGAAAGCUUCCGUGAAGUUGAGCUAUUAUGUCGUGGGGAAUUUACAUUCCACAUAUCGAACGUUGCUCAAAUGUCGUUCCAAUUGUAUAAACGUAUUCGUUCGUUGGACACUUGAUUCCGAAGUCAGAUUGCCUUUUGCAUAUUUAAACCGAUCGCGACCGAUUUAAACUACGGCUUUUCGGUAUAUCAGAAUUGUGGAUUCACGUUAAAACGCUGGUACCGUUUGACAAAACGAACAAAGAGGCGCAGUGGGAGAGGAGUAGGAGUAGGAGAGGAGAAUUGAUUCGGCAGCGAUACUAAACUGAUCUGACUUGCAGAGGGUAUCCUGGACGACAUGAACUCGAGCGGAGAGUCCGGCGGAACGAUGUCGGACGAUUACGAAGUCGGAGGCUGCAGCGUCCCGGAAGAGGAGACGGGCUCGAAUCUGCCGACCUGGGAGGCGGUGGCGGCCACGCUGACCCUGGGCUUCCUCGUGCUGGCGACGGUGUUCGGUAAUGCGCUGGUGAUCCUGAGCGUGUUCACGUACCGGCCGCUUCGGAUCGUCCAGAACUUCUUCAUCGUCUCGCUGGCGGUGGCGGACCUCGCGGUGGCGAUCCUCGUGAUGCCGUUCAACGUAGCCUACCUGCUGCUAGGCAAGUGGAUCUUCGGUAUCCACCUGUGCAAGCUGUGGCUGACAUGCGACGUGCUCUGCUGCACCGCCAGUAUCCUCAAUUUGUGCGCCAUCGCGCUGGACCGUUACUGGGCGAUCACCGAUCCGAUCAAUUACGCUCAGAAACGCACCCUCAAGCGUGUCCUCGGGACGAUCGCCGGCGUGUGGAUUCUCUCGGGUGCGAUCAGCUCGCCGCCGCUCGCCGGUUGGAACGACUGGCCGGAGGAACUGGAGCCAGGCACGCCCUGCCAGCUGACCAGACGGCAGGGCUACGUCAUAUACUCGUCCCUGGGCUCCUUCUUCAUACCGUUACUAUUGAUGAGCCUGGUUUACCUGGAGAUCUUCCUGGCGACGCGCAGGAGGCUGCGGGAACGGGCCCGACAGAGCAGGCUGGGCCCGGUGCAGUCGACCAGGCACCGCGAGACCGACGACGCCGAGGAGUCGGUCAGCUCGGAGACGAAUCACAAUGAGCGCUCGACGCCCCGUCUGCAGGCGAAGCCGUCGCUGAUCGACGACGAGCCGACCGAGGUGACGAUAGGCGACGCCGAUCGUCGCACGACCGCGUCGACCAGACGGGGUGCCGGCGCCGGCGACGCCCUUCCCGCCACCUCGACCACCGUCUACCAGUUCAUCGAGGAGCGACAGCGGAUCUCCUUGUCCAAGGAGAGACGCGCGGCGAGGACCCUGGGCGUCAUCAUGGGCGUCUUCGUCGUCUGCUGGCUGCCGUUCUUCCUCAUGUACGUUAUCGUGCCGUUCUGCCCGGCCUGCUGCCCGUCCGACAGGAUGGUGUACUUCAUCACCUGGCUCGGCUACGUCAACAGCGCUCUCAACCCCCUCAUCUACACCAUCUUCAAUCUCGACUAUAGAAGGGCGUUUAGGCGGCUGCUGCGAAUCCGUUGAGUCCUCGCGAGCCCGUCUCGCGGCUUUCGGCGGACGAGGGGGAUCCUCGUCGUCAUUCCGUUUCGGCGUCCGGCCGUCCGCGUCCCUCUCGCCGAUCGCGAUCGGGACGUAACCAGCCUCUGCGCCACGACUUCUAUACUCGCGGGAUUAUCCGUCUGCUAGCCAACGGGAGUCGUUAAGUAAGUUCUUCGUCCAGGGGGAAAAGCGCGUCGCUCGUCGUGUCGCGCCGGGAUGCCGAUACGCCGGUAAUUAACGGCAACUUGUAGACGCCUCGCUCACCCCGUUCGCUCGUUCGCGCGCAGCUCGUUAUGUUCGCGCGGCGCAAAACUUGACGCAGUCAGCACAGAGACGGCGAUGACGGCGGCGACGACAAGCUACGAAACGGCGAAGCGUCGCCGAGCGAGAACUCCAGCGCAAGUAAGUUACCAAAUUCGCAGGAUUAUUACCGUUUUACGCCAAGUUACGAACCAACCCUACGAAACUCGAUAAUUUAUUUUCGACUACCGCGUUUAAUUAAGAUAUCGAUCCCGUUAGCGCGGGCGAUUCGUGUCUCUACCCGACGUGUAGCGGUGAAGAAAGGGCGGCCGUAAUUUUCCCUACCGAAGGAACAAUAACGCAAUAACGCACUGCGCUGCUCGCGUCGAAGGGGAGAAAGAAGCGUGCGUCAAGUUUCGUUGAUUAAAAGUCAAUUCGGCGCAAAAAUGACUGAGGGAAUCGGUAGACUCGAUCCACCCCCCCCCCCUCUCUGACGCUCGGUCCUUAAAUCAAACGUUUACAAAGUUUCCGAAUUAUAUCACGCGACUUUAAAGGUAGAUUCUUUUUUGCGAAACGAAGACUCGAGCGACGUAAGAAUCUUGAAAAUUUCCUUCAACUGGUAUAACGGAUUGCCGCGGCUCCGAGAGAGCCCGAAGAGCGAUGUGCACUUACCGUCGGAACUUGCCUGAAAAUUUAUCAGGGAUCCCGGGAAGACGUUGCGAAAAUGGAUACGGUAUCGCCCGGCGAGGUGUGCGCGUCGCAAUCAAGAUUGGCAGCCGGCCCGGCGCUAAUCCGCCCCUGAAGAGCUUUCAAGGGCGAGAGUUGAAGGGAAACUUUCUCGCGGGAGUGAUAAGGGAAAUUAUGCUUCCUGUGUUGGUCGGCGACCGCCUUCCCCGAAUAUCAUUAUGCAAAGCUACGUCAGCUCCGAAUGAAUUUUCCCUCCUCCCGCGGUUUUCGAUGAUCAAUCUAGUUGCGCUGGAGGAUGAUUAAUGAUAGAAUUUGGCGCGCGCGAGCGUGUGAAUGCGAUUUAUCGCUAGAUCAAUAAUGCUCGAUACCGGAUUGUAAUGGAAUCGGGGUCAUCGGAGGGGGGGGGGAGUCUCGAGAGAAGCCGCCGUCGUUCCUUUCCUCGUCGCGCGCACAGUUUCCGUCUCCCGGGCCGCAAAGCGAGAAAGAGCGAACAAGAUGUGUCUCCGUAGAACGUCGAGUAACUGUCUGUCGGUUCGGCGAACGCGCAUCGCGCACGGCGACAGAAAGGAACGUGCUUUUCUUCCACCAACGACAACGGAGAAAUGAUCGUGCGUGCGGUGUUUUUCUUUUUCUUUUUUUUUCUUUUUAGGUUUUAGACACGGUAGACGUGCGUACGUCCACCGAACGUUAACAAUUGCAAGUAUUACGGUUGUGAAUAAUUAAUACUAGCUAAGCCCAUGGAGCCCCGCGAUCGCGGGGGCCACGUAGCGUAAGGAGAGCAGCGUAAGGCUGAUGGCAGAGAACGAUCCGUGAACGCUUAAAACUGUAGCCACGAUAUCAUACGUGUUAUUAGCAUGCUCACUCUAUCAUUCGUUUCGCUUUGCGUCGAUCCUUUCUGCGCGUCCGACAUCUCGUUGGUCCAGCCAACGAGAGAGAAGUCGUGUGUGUAGCAGCGUAGCUCUGAUACGCUUGACCACGCCAUACAGCUACAGUACGUACACACCACAGACUUCUACCCAGUUGGCGAAAUGUUAGCAGAUUGGCGUCAGAACAGUGCUGUCAAUAGAUUGUCGGCAGAAUCCGAACAGGUCCAAUUAAGUUAGUAGAUUUUGUUGUACUUCUGCUGACAUGCUAGACACAUAGACGUGCGCACGCUGUUUCAUUUACCCUACAAGAUAUGGCGGUGCUCUUGCCUCCCUUUUCUGCUCGAAGGUAGCAGUCUGGUAGUAUAUAGAAGUCUCUGGUACACACACACACAUACGCCGCUGGGUUUGGACCAUUGACAUGGCGGAAUACCACGUGAUCGGGAGCGAAAAGACCAAAGGGCCGAGUGAACAUUCUAUGACGAUACUAUUUUUCAUACUGGACUGUUUACCAGAGCCAAUAUGGGUGCAGGGUUGUUCUUGGGACACCCCUUCGAUUGGGCUCAACUUUUGCAGAUGAUAUUGUCACGAUAUCUAAAGAUUGUUUAUCAAGGUCCUAUCCUCGGGUUAUCUAUAGUUUUCUAGGUUCUUGCCUCACACGGGUAAAACGCUCAUAAACAUUAAACCAACUGAAUUGACAACUUUAGUAUUUUCCUGACCAUAUCUGACAUUUUUAAUAAUACAGAAAAUACAGAAGCUGGGGACUCCCCUACACUCUAGGGGGCGUCUCGCCAAUUCGACCACUUGGGCAAAUUUUCUUAUCAGCUAACGAAAUUAAGCCGAACUAAACUGAAGUAAUUGUUGAUCUGGGCAGUUUUUUUUAUAAUAGUUGUCUCUAUUCGAUUUAAUCCCUUUUGGAUGCAGAGUUUUCGAUCAGGUGACUCGGGGCUAAAUCCCGAUUGGCUCUCGUAAGCAAUCCAGUGGGGAAAAACAGUAUCGCGUGCCGUAGGCUUUAGCAGACGUUAAGGCAAGGCGGGGAAAAACGCAAGUCGUAUACAAUAUUUUCCUUUCACGACUUACGUUCCUCACCGCCCUGCCUUGCGUCUACGGUUAAGACAAUCUUAAGCGUUUACAGAUCGCUCUCUGCCUAAUCAGCCUAACAUUCGUUCAGUCACCACCGAGGCGGCCGUUUAUUCAGGGCGUAACGUUAACAACGCCGGGCCGCGAAAUCUCUGCGGUUUCGCGGCGCGGCGCGGCGCAUAAAGUCACACUUUAAACCGCCUCCCGACGUAUUCACGUUGACACGCGAUUAUAUCGUCACGUACCGCUACAAAAGUUUCCCGGAAUCACCGCUAUUUAUUAUAAUGACGGCUCUCUUAGCUUAUUAAUAGCCGGUUUUUCCUCAGAACCCCGGACGGCGGGCCGUCGUUCGCUCCAACUUUUUAAUAUCCAACUUUCGCGACCCUAAUGGCCGCGUCAUGAUUUACACAAUUCUUCAUCUCGACUCGUCGUCCAAACAUUCAUUUAUAUCCACCGCGAGUCGCAACUUUUCGCUGACAAACUUUCGCCGUUGCGCGGCGAGUAUCGAACGGGGACUAUAUGUAUUUCAUUGAAAAUUCUUGAGGCGGACACGCGGGAUCGGAAAUGAUUCCCCGAUUGUCGAGACUUUUCGCUAUUAAGAGUGGCUUUCGGAGGAGUUUACGGGUCUCAAGUGAAUAUCCCAUUCUCGCGUCUCUCCCUCUGUCGCCGGUCAAUGAGGCCACGCGUCGGUGAUUACGGGAUACCGGAUAGAUCCGCGUACACGCACACACGUACACGCACACACGUCACGCCCACACACACUCACACACACACACACACACACACACACACACACGUACAUUCAUAUAUACGCGAAGUACUAUUUAUAUGACCACAAUACAAUUUAAAGUAUCUCUAAGGGUAAAAACGAGGGAACAGGCGACGAGAAAUCCGCCAUCUCCUCGAGUGCCGCGCCAAACGGACGGAUUGAGGUGAGCUUCUAGGUCGGAAGGGCGAGGAAAAACUAGAUCGCGGACGAUCGUACGACUCGGUGGUAAGCUCGUCACCAGGGCACUCUAUAAUAAGGUUGUGAUAAGGUUGUGAGAACACGUUCGUAGCCGUGCUACGAGCGACAUAAGAUUUUUAAUUACUAGGAUAGGGAACAUUUCUUUACUCGAGUUAUACUCUUCGAUGCAGCGUUGCCUCCUACCCAAGAGAUGGAGAAAGGGAGCGAAAGAAAGAGGGCCGACGCUACCGGACUCUCCGGUCGUUUUUAAAUAGUAGAUAUAGUGCAUCGUGCAGCUUCUCCCAUUUUUCCCCUCCCCCCCCCCCUCGUAACCUCGCCAAAACGCUACAGGUAGUUCUGAGCCUUCCGGGAUCGCGUUUUCAUCCGAGCCGUCGCAUCAAUUUCCAUUUGCGUGAAAAAAAAGCCCACGCCUUUGCGCAUGCCUAAAACGCCGCGGCGCUCGUUUCGCACCAUUUUUUUUAUUUAGAUGAAAUUCCCGCGGACUUUGGUGCGAGCGCCCGCGUGGAAAUUUAAUCGUUCGAUUCGACUCUCUUGCGAACGCGCGAAUUUCAAGUGCGGGGAAAGUCUUUAAACGGCGUAAAGCCAGCUGAUUAACACCACCGCUGCUCCUUUUUCCUUCUUUUUAUACGUGUAUAUGUGCAAUACGAGAGAAAAUUUGUCACUUGAGCUUGAACGAUCUUUUCCCUUCGUGUUACUUUCGCGAAGAUAUUAAUAAGUGCCAAAAUAACGUAUUUAUCGCGUUUUAAAGGUGAAAACGACAUAAAGUUUAUUAUGGCAUUUUCCUUCCUCCGCACCAUCUCCGAUGUCCCUUCUUCUUGUUGAAAAGGACUCUUCUCACAUUAUCUCGCUGCGUGAGGUAGCGUCGGAUUCUUCGGACACCGGUAUCUUGGGUAGGAAUCUCAAAAUACGUAGUUUAUGAUAUUAUAUUAUAUAUUGUAUAUUAUAUCGCGCAUUAUAUUAAUAUACGUAUCAGCAGUGCGAUUCUCGCACGAGUGUUUCGCGAGUCGGUACGCAGCUCGCUUUCAAAUCUCCUCCCUUGACACGAGUCGAGCGAUCUCGUAUUUUUUUUUAAUAAUAACAGGAUCGUUAAGGAAUGAUUUACCAAAUGAUAUUUUGGGCGCUGCGAAACGAUUCGCGACGCGCGAGAAUUCCGCGUUGUGGAUCGAGCCUGGUCGCUCGAUACAAAGAAUACAGUUCUAGAUACGUAUAAUAAAUAAAAAAAAGAUAUAUAUAUAUAUACACACCUAGUUAAUAAACUGAUACUCGGCUGGUUGUGAUUUACAAGUAUAGCAAUACAGCGAUACUCGUUUUUGUGCGUGGUAGUGUAUUGCCGGCGGAGCUUUCCUCUUUCCCCAGUUCAGAGAAUUAUUUCUCGUACAACGCCAAUUUCUUCCAUGUCCGCGAGUCCAGAAAUAAUUUCUUUCCCCAAAGAAGAUUCAAAACACGAGUACUCUCUCGGCGAGAACGAUGUAAUUCCAUUCCACAGCCGUCGCGAGCCCCCGACGAUAUCUCGUCGCAUACGUUGUCGAUGGUAAAUUUUUUUCUUACUAGUAUCUCAAUAAUAAAAUUAGCAUUUAGUUAUUAACAUUAAUUUUUCACGUAUUCGCAGAGAUAUCGCGAUUUCAUAAGAGCGGAGGACUCGAAUCACGCGCACGCUGUAUAUUUUACGUUUGGAAAAAUACAGGCGACGUACAUAUGCGCGUGUUGCAAAAAGGGAAAUCAUGUGUUGUAUCAUAGGGUGCGACGGGAAACACGACGCCGCGCUCGGGCUCGAGGGAAAUAUUUUCGAAUUCGAACGAAAAUAGAAAAUAGACUGGUUACAAUAUAACCUAGGAUGGCACGGAAACAAAUAAUACCUGGUGCGAUAUAACGUGCCGUUUUAUAAAACGCGUUCAUCGUCGCGAUGUUGGAUUUAGUGAAAAUUGAUGUCAAUUGAAUCGCUACACCGUUCAGCAGACCGUUGUUAUCGUCGUUUCAGCAAGUGCAAAAUUCUACAGAAAUUCUAGAAGGGACUUCCCGGAGGAAUUUUUUUUUCCUCGAGAAAACUAUUCUAACAAUACGUAGGCAAGGCAACUUGUUUGCGCUAUGAAGUUUUAUAAAAUUUAAUUUAUAAAUUAAGCGAAUCGUUAAAUUUGCAGCUUACGUUUCGCAAAGAAAUUUACUAAAAUUUGCUCCUAUAGGAGCGUGGAUUUCAUCUCUUGAAAUGGGCGUAGCGAAAAAAUGCGAAUCAUGUUAAAUAAAAGAUAAAUCUCCCUUUUUGUUACGAGCUCCCGCUCUAUGGAUUCACACACACACAUUUCGAGCGCAGUCGUUGUUUCUACGAGUAUUUCAGCGCGGAAUGGAUGUAACAUUUAUUUGAUCUGCUUGUAAUCUGUCACUUGUGAGAGACAGAUGCGGGAGGCUUGCAACGCAAGCGCGAAGCGAACGGCAAAUUCGUACGUUGCAGCAUUAUACGAAACUCCCGUGUUACAAAACAGGGAAAAAAGAAAUUUCUCCAAAUAACGCAAGUACAGGAAGAAAUCUGGGAGGAGCUCCGCUCGCAUCUCUGGAAUGUGCAAAUCGAAUGAGCGCUCCUGUGAGUCCGCCGCUUGGGUGUGUGCAUGCAAAAUCAAUUAAUGAACAGGACGAACAUACGUGCGUGUAUGCACAGCAAGUGACUGGUAUGCGAGUAAUGAGUGCAUCGAAUCGAAUCGAUGGACGAUUAUGUAUCUAAUUAUGUACCUACGCCGUGAUGAAUGCCGCUGAACGGGGAAACAUUUAUUUCGAUUAACGACAAUUGUAACGGACGCACGGAGUAGCGAAAUCUCUGCGUGAAUGCCGAAUAAAAUCUCGUAGAAAAAAUGUAACGCGCGCGCGCGCGCAUGCGCGAGCCGCGCGAAUUCCAGUCGGCAUUAACGUAACACUCGCGACUUGCGAAUCUCGAUAAUCAAGUUCCGGCCAGAAUUGACGUUGGUAUACGCGAUUGACCGAAUAAUUUUUUAAACCGCAAUUCUUACCGCGCGUUCUUUACUACCGAGGUAUGUGUUACCACUUAAAUUACUACCGGUACGUUAAUUCUUGCAUAGGUGCGUGGUGUGUGGUAAAAAGAGACUCGUCGUUAAUUUAAACAAACAAAUAUUACGCGUGCGUGAGAUGGAUGCACGGAUACCAAUGAAAUAUUGAAAUAAACAAUGUUGUAACGUGUUAUGGAUUUUACGCGAUGUUCACCGUGGAAUUCCUCCAGAAUUUUGUGCGCCUGUUUGUGCGAUCGGAAUAGAAAGAGAAAAAAAAAUAAAAGAAUAUAUAUACAUGU
This is a messenger RNA of Vollenhovia emeryi, 9073 nucleotides long. RefSeq names its product tyramine/octopamine receptor. Gene Ontology annotation, molecular function: octopamine receptor activity. Gene Ontology annotation, biological process: adenylate cyclase-activating adrenergic receptor signaling pathway. Gene Ontology annotation, cellular component: membrane. The transcript has a single exon. The record is from RefSeq and is a predicted model, not a curated record. Bases 715 to 1929 code for a protein of 404 amino acids. NCBI's taxonomy places the organism in Eukaryota, Metazoa, Arthropoda, Insecta, Hymenoptera, Formicidae.